Trichomonas vaginalis G3 is the source of this 2661-nucleotide messenger RNA. RefSeq lists its product as uncharacterized. The transcript has a single exon. Bases 1 to 2661 code for a protein of 886 amino acids. NCBI's taxonomy places the organism in Eukaryota, Parabasalia, Trichomonadida, Trichomonadidae. The record is from RefSeq and is a predicted model, not a curated record.
AUGGAUAAGAUAGUUUCAAGACUUCUAUCAACAGAGGAACAUCCUGACAUUGUUGGAUGUAAAGAUUUUGUAGAGUUUGAUUCAUUAACUACAAAAGAACUCGAUAAAUAUUCUUUAUUUUGUACAGACGAUCCUGUUCUACCAGUUUACGCAGAGCAACAUAAAUUACUCCAAAAAUUAGAUUCUAAAUUUAUAUAUUGUAUUAACUUUCCUUUCAACAAAGUUUAUUUUCAAUUAAAUAACUAUUCAGAUCUAGAAACAUGCUCACUAUACGAAUGUCCUAGUUCUAAAGAUAAAUCAUAUUUAGAAACUGCGAAGCCAAUCGCCAAUUUAAAUUUUUUGGAUAAAUUUAAACCAAAUCGAAUAUCAUCUUUAGAUAUAAUGGAUACAUUUUGUAGUAUUACUCGAUUUGUCUCUCAUUUAGAUACAAAUAAUAGAUAUAUUGUCAAAAUUACAGCUCCUCCAUUUUAUCAAUCGCCAGCAAUAGUUUUAGAUAUCAGUUUUAGAAAGAAAAGAGCAAUUUGUUUAACAUUACUUAAUUCUCUCGAAGAAGAAAUACAGAAACAUCCUUUUAUUAUUUCUCAAGACACGAUAUCGACGAGUUACGUAGGCAAAUCACGAGAACGCUUUUAUACAAAAUUUGACCAGUCAGAAUUUGUCAAAGGAUAUCUAUUUCAUGGCUUUAAAAUCGUAAGUAAACACAUUUUAACGGAAGUUCCUUUAAGUUCGAUACAAACAUGGAGUUCAGUCAUUUAUGGAAAUGAAUUAAAGAACCUUGUGUAUACUAGAAUCCCUCAAAAAGACGAACCCGCAGCUCGAGCAACAAUUUUCGGUAAUAGUAAUGAUUCUGAAGGUUUAUACGAAGAAUCUGAUUCAGAACUAUCAUUAACCAAUAAAAACAUCGAAAAUGAUCCGUCUGCCAUUCAAUUGAAGAAAUUAUUGAAUACAAAUCCAUUAGCAAGUCAAAAUAAUAAUCAAAAUCAAGCCAACCGAGAAAUAAUAUCUAAAACUGAGUUCAAUAAGAUCAUUUCUGUGUUACAACAAGGAGUUGCAGCAUUAAAACCGAAAUUUCAUAAAGUUUUUGAAGUCAAUACAACGUUCAUUAGUGAUUUCAACACAUUUUUGGAAGAAUUAUCAAUAUUGUCGAGGAAAUAUUCGAUUGAUCAAAAGAAUAUUUCAAGAUUCGCUUCUAAAAUGCGCGAUCGUCAACUGAAGACUGAUAAUUUCAAAAUAAGAGCGUCAAUUGUUAAAAUGUCCAAUAGCGCGAGAAGAUUAUAUGAAUUAGUCACAAAGUAUUAUGGUUUCACGCCGUCCACUAAUCCUAUCGGGUUUGUGAAGUCCAAGAAAAGCAAACCUUUGUAUCCAACUGCAGAUCCUGCUGUUCUACAAAAAUUAAAUAAUUUAUUUGUAAAAAAUGUCACUCCUGAAAUACUUGAAAAGGCAAAAUUUGAACAGCAACAACAGCAGCAACAGCAAAAGUCGAAAAUUUCUGGUUCUGACAAUGAACAAAUUGAAAUUGGACUUAAAUCAGAAUCAGAAAGCUCAGAUGAUGAGUUUGUACCUCCCGACCAAGAAUCCCCUGAUGAUUUUGCUGAUUUGAAUACGGGAGCAAGAAAUAUUUUACUUACUCCGCAACCGCCAAGCGAGAAACCUCCAAUUCAAGUAACCAAUAUAAUGCCUCAACCUCCUGUUCAAGUUCCUCCAGCAAUUAGUCAAAAUUUGCCUCAAAAUACUAAUCUUAAUUUGGUCAAUGCUCAAAACAAUCUCCACGACUCACGAUGGAAGGUAGAAGUUAAUAAUACAUUAACACAGAACUUAAACAACUUGAUUCGAAUGGAGAAAACUCAAAAAGCAGUAAAUGUUGCCCAGCCAUUGAUGAUUCAGCCAGUACAGCCUAGUAUGAUCCCUCCUGUUAAUCGUACCAUUCCUGAAUAUAAUAAAAGCGUUCAAAAUAUUCAAAAUCAGAAUAUUAUUCCACAAGGAAUGGCUAUUAACCAUAAUAUACCAAUGCAGAAAAUGCAAGCUCCUCCUCAGAAUAUUUCUAUGCCACAACCACAGCCAGUUCAGCAAAAUAUUCUUAAUUAUGUUAUUUCACCACCAAAACAGCAGCCACCACCACCUCAAACUGUUACUACUCCUACUGUUCCACCUGUACAACCCGUUGAAACUCCGAAACAAUACGCCAAAGUCGGAUUUGAAUUUAUUGCACCAGGAACUGUUAUUUCUGUGCCUAAAGAUGUUAAUGAGAAGUAUGCUAUAUCGAUUCCUUCAUUUUGUUUAACUGUUCCUCGUCAUGCCGCAAAAAUUCUUACUGAUUUCCGACCAAUUAUUAAUAUUUCGGUUGGUGAUUUGGUAAUGCUUGAAGACAACAAUAUAUAUUGCAUUCAAAACAUUUUAAACGAUGUUUUUGUUGGAUUUAAUACAUCUUCUAGAAAGAACAUCAAAAAAAGCGAAAUUAAGAUGAAAUUGCAGUCAGAUAACCAAUCUUUCUCUGGAAACCGCAAGAGACUGUUCAAUGGAGACCGUGUUCGCGUUACAAUUCAAAAUCACCCUGAUGCAACAAUUUUAAGGGUCUACAAUAACAUAGCUUAUAUGAAAUUUGAAGCAAGUGGCUCUGUUUAUUACGAAGCGUUGCCAACUUCCUCUUUGAUUUUGAAUUAG